Plenodomus lingam JN3 is the source of this 942-nucleotide messenger RNA. RefSeq lists its product as uncharacterized. NCBI's taxonomy places the organism in Eukaryota, Fungi, Ascomycota, Dothideomycetes, Pleosporales, Leptosphaeriaceae. The record is from RefSeq and is a predicted model, not a curated record.
AUGGACCCUCCUGUCGAAGACUCGGUUGUGCGUACUGGAGAAAACCGCUGGUCGCUCGGUUCCCUCUAUGUCUGCGAGCUUGUCUACGAUGUCCCUAACGACGCUAUGGCAAGUUGGGAAGCCGAUGGAAACACAUAUUGUAUUCGCAAAUCCUCCAAAGAUGAACAGCCAUCAACCGUAUUAGGCGAUUCAGGAAGCAAUCGCAUCCAUCACGCGGGCACUUCAGCAGCAGUUUGGAAUAUUGCCGGCACAUAUAUAAAAGCAAAAUCCUGGCUACCCGGUAUGGAGCUUGAGAGCGACACCAUCCAAUACGUUAAGCGCAUUUCCUCAAUUCCAAUACCUGAGAUUAUCUUCUCCUGGGUAGAUGUGGAGUGGGAUCGUACCUUCCUAGUUUUGAAAGCCUUGAAAGGACGAACACUGGACCAAGUAUGGGAAUCACUGUCUGCUAAUCGACGCAUGGAAAUUGCAGACAAGGUUGCACAAUUUUGCAGAACACUCGCUUUGUCAACGUCAGAAAUGCUAAUGACUGCAAAUGGAAAUGCUGCUCUAGAACCCUUCUUGACCAGCCUCCCUCCAGCCUCGGAACCAUCGUGGAAGCCGCGAAAUUUGGGUCCUUUUUCCUCCUGCCAACUAAGGUCUUACCUCUCGAAACCUACAGUUCUCGAUGAUAUAGAUUUAUUCCAUUUCUAUCAUGCGGACCUCGGACCAUCAAACGUUAUAGUCACGGAUGAUGGCAGCAUUGUUGGUAUUAUUGACUGGGAGUCUGCUGCAUUCUAUCCAAAGUUUUGGCUAGGCACGAAGCCACUUGUCUCUGUUGGGUUCACUGUUCGCGGAGCAGAAAAGCGGGCUUGGGCAGUUCUUUUAGCAAGUUCUCUUGAACGAGUGGGGUUUUCGCCGGAUUUGGACAAAUAUGAGGCAUGGAAAAAGGCAAUCGGGAAAUGA